Molecule: messenger RNA, 4936 nt
Organism: Onychomys torridus (southern grasshopper mouse)
Lineage: Eukaryota; Metazoa; Chordata; Mammalia; Rodentia; Cricetidae
Gene: Crim1
Product: cysteine rich transmembrane BMP regulator 1
Exons: 17
Coding region: 659-3772 (1037 amino acids)
Cellular component (GO): extracellular region
Molecular function (GO): protein binding; serine-type endopeptidase inhibitor activity
Source: RefSeq, a predicted model, not a curated record
AGGGCGCAGCCGGAGCGGCGGAGGCUCCAGCCAUAAACAAGCGCCCGGAGGAGCGGCGCGGGAGAGAGGCGAGCCGGGCACACGGAGCGGACGCCACGGACCUUCUGCCGUGCUACCGCGCCCACUCGGCGGCUCGGGAGGCGGGGACCGGCCGGGAGGCUGCGCUGCUGCCGUCGUCGUCGUCGUCGCCGCCGUCGUCGUCUUGACCGGGCGAGCAGGAGCAGAGCGGAGGACCCGCAGGAGCCAGCAGCAGCUCUGCUCCGGAGCGGAGCGCAGGCAGCCGCCGCCGCCGCCACCGCCGCCGCCACCGCCGCCGCCAGAAGUUUGGGUUGAACCGGAGCUGCCGCGAGGAAAACUUUUUUCCCCCCCUCUUUUCCCCCUCCCGCCCGGGAGGAGACGAAGGAGGAGGAGGAGGGGAAGCCACCCGCCACCGCUGCCGCUGGCGCCAACGCUCGUGGGCUCCGGGUCGGCGCGGCCGGUAGGGGCGGCGGGGGCCUCGCCCCGCGAGGGGAGGAGCACCCCGGGGGCCCCUCGGAGGGCACGAGGGCCGCGGGCUGCGGGUGCGGCGGCGGCGGCGGCGCGUGUGCCCCGCGCAGGGGAGGGCGCCCGCCCCGCUCCCGGCCCGGCUGCGAGGAGGAGGAGGCGGCGGCGCAGGAGGAUGUACUUGGUGGCGGGGGGCAGGGGGCUGGCCGGCUGCGGGCACCUCUCGGUCUCGCUGCUGGGGCUGCUGCUGCUGCUGGCGCGCUCAGGCACCCGGGCGCUGGUCUGCCUGCCCUGUGACGAGUCCAAGUGCGAGGAGCCUCGGAGCUGCCCCGGGAGCAUCGUGCAGGGCGUCUGCGGCUGCUGCUACAUGUGUGCCCGCCAGAGGAACGAGAGCUGCGGCGGAGCCUACGGGCUCCACGGAGCCUGCGACCGGGGGCUGCGCUGUGUCAUCCGCCCCCCGCUCAAUGGCGACUCCAUCACCGAGUACGAAGUGGGCGUCUGCGAAGAUGAGGACUGGGAUGAUGACCAGCUGCUUGGUUUUGAACCAUGCAAUGAAAAUCUCAUCUCGGGCUGCAAUAUCAUCAACGGGAAGUGUGAAUGUGACACCAUCCGAACCUGCAACAAUCCCUUUGAGUUUCCAAGGAAGGAUAUGUGCCUUUCAGCUUUAAAAAGGAUUGAAGAAGAGAAGCCAGAUUGCUCCAAGGCCCGCUGUGAAGUCCAGUUCUCUCCACGCUGCCCUGAAGAUUCCGUACUGAUCGAGGGCUAUGCUCCUCCGGGGGAGUGUUGUCCCUUACCCAGCCGCUGCGUGUGUGACCCUGCGGGCUGUCUGCGCAAAGUCUGCCAGCCGGGAUACCUGAACAUUCUAGUGUCCAAAGCCUCAGGGAAGCCGGGAGAGUGUUGUGACCUCUAUGAGUGCAAACCAGUUUUCAGCGUGGACUGCAGCACCGUGGAGUGCCCCCCUGUCCAGCAGGCCGUGUGCCCCCUGGACAGCUACGAAACUCAAGUGCGGCUCACAGCGGAUGGCUGCUGUACCCUGCCGGCAAGAUGCGAGUGUCUCUCUGACUUAUGUGGUUUCCCCGUUUGUGAGGUGGGAUCUACUCCCCGCAUAGUCUCUCGUGGAGAUGGGACACCUGGAAAGUGCUGUGAUGUCUUUGAAUGUGUUAAUGAAACUAAGCCAGCCUGCGUAUUCAACAGCGUGGAGUAUUACGACGGCGACAUGUUUCGAAUGGACAACUGUCGAUUCUGUCGAUGCCAAGGGGGCGUCUCCAUCUGCUUCACUGCUCAGUGUGGGGAGUUGAAUUGUGAACGAUACUAUGUGCCUGAAGGGGAGUGCUGCCCUGUGUGUGAAGAUCCCAUCUAUCCUUACAACAACCCGGCUGGCUGCUAUGCCAAUGGCCAGAUCCGUGCCCACGGGGACCGGUGGCGGGAAGAUGACUGUACCUUCUGCCAGUGCAUCAACGGAGAACCUCACUGCGUGGCCACAGCCUGUGGGCAGAGCUGCAUGCACCCGGUGAAGGUGCCCGGGGAGUGUUGCCCCGUGUGUGAAGAACCAACCUACAUCACAAUUGAUCCGCCCGCGUGUGGGGAGUUAUCAAACUGCACCCUGAGAGAGAAGGACUGUAUUUAUGGCCUCAAACUGGAUCACAAUGGCUGUCGAACCUGUCAGUGCAAAAACAGGGAGGAGCUGUGCUUAGGCCUUAAACGGGGCUGCACAUUGGACUGUCCCUUUGGUCUCCUCACCGACGCCCACAACUGUGAGGUCUGUCAAUGCCGCCCACGCCCCAAGAAGUGCAAGCCCACAGUAUGCGACAAGUUUUGCCCGCUUGGAUUCCUGAAGAAUAAGCAUGGCUGUGACAUCUGUCGCUGUAAGAAAUGUCCAGAGCUGCUGUGCAGUAAGACCUGCCCCUUGGGCUUCCAGCAGGAUAGUCAUGGUUGUCUUAUCUGCAAGUGCAGAGAGGUCCCUCCUUCAGCCGGGCCACCAGUCCUGUCAGGCACGUGUCUGUCCAUGGAUGGCCGUCAUCAUAAAAAUGAGGAAAGCUGGCAUGACGGGUGCCGGGAUUGCUACUGCCACACUGGAAGGGAGAUGUGUGCCCUGAUCACUUGCCCAGUACCCGCCUGUGGCAAACCCACCAUUCGCCCCGGACAGUGCUGCCCGUCAUGUGCAGAUGACUUGGUAGUGCAGAAGCCAGAGCUGAGCACUCCUACCAUCUGCCACGCACCCGGAGGAGAGUACUUCGUGGAAGGGGAGACGUGGAACAUCGACUCGUGUACGCAGUGCACCUGCCACAGCGGCCGGGUGCUGUGCGAGACCGAGGUGUGCCCACCGCUGCUCUGCCAGAGCCCCUCACGCACCCAGGACUCCUGCUGCCCUCAGUGCACAGAUGAGCCUCUUCAGCCUUCCACAACCCAUAAUGAGAGUGUGCCUAGUUACUGCAAAAAUGAUGAAGGGGAUAUAUUCCUGGCCGCUGAGUCCUGGAAGCCUGACGUUUGCACCAGCUGCGUAUGCAUGGAUAGCGUGAUUAGCUGUUACUCUGAGUCUUGCCCCUCUGUGUCCUGUGAAAGACCUGUUUUGAGGAAAGGCCAGUGUUGUCCCUACUGUCUAGAAGACACAAUUCCAAAGAAGGUGGUGUGUCACUUCAGCGGGAAGACCUAUGCCGAUGAGGAACGAUGGGACAUUGAUAGUUGUACACACUGCUACUGCCUGCAAGGCCAGACCCUCUGCUCCACUGUCAGCUGCCCCCCUCUGCCCUGCACCGAGCCCAUCAAGGUGGAAGGAAGUUGCUGCCCGAUGUGUCCAGAAAUGUAUGUGCCAGAGCCAACCAACGUACCCAUUGAGAAGAAAAAUCAUCGUGGCGAGAUUGACCUGGAAGCUCCCAUGUGGCCCACCCCAAGUGAAAAUGACAUCAUCCAUCUCCCUAGAGAUAUGGGUCACCUCCAGGUAGAUUACAGAGAUAAUAACAGGCUGCAUCCAAGUGAAGACUCAUCCCUGGACUCCGUUGUCUCGGUUGUGGUUCCCAUAAUAAUAUGCCUCUCCAUCAUAAUAGCAUUCCUGCUCAUCAACCAGAAGAAACAGUGGGUACCGCUGCUGUGCUGGUACCGGACACCAACUAAGCCAUCUUCCUUGAAUAAUCAGCUGGUGUCUGUGAGCUGCAAGAAAGGCACUCGAGUCCAAGCUGACGGUUCCCAGACAAUGCUAAGAAUUGCCGAGCCCGAUGCGCGGUUCAGUGGCUUCUACAGCAUGCAAAAACAGAACCAUCUACAGGCAGACAAUUUCUACCAAACGGUGUGAACGUGGGCGGCAGCAUGGAUGAGGUUUCUGAAAGAAAGAAAACGACAAAAAAUCUGCUCUUUAAACUAGAAUUUGUGCACUUGCUUAGUGGAUUGUAUCAGAUUGUGACUUGGGGUCCGGCACUAAGGACCUAACUGGGAUGGGCUCUGUCUACAGCAUUGUGCAGAACAAGCAUUCCCACUUGGCCUCAAGAUAACUGACCACACGUUUUCAUAGAACCAAAGUUUUAAAACUUGCUAAAGUAUAUUUGCUUGUAAGAUAGCUGUAGAGACAUCUGGGGGUGGGACAGAGAGUUUGGUGGGGGAAAUGGGUCGGGAGGGUAGUGUUGGGAAGGGGAAAAAAAAGGUCAGCUUGGCUUGGGGAGAAAGCCAGGAAAAUAAAAAAGCAACUCAUGGCCCAGAGGAAUUUUUUUUUUCCCAUUGCUCUGAAGACUGUGCUUGGGCCUGAAUGAGCAGGAACACAAAAAGCCUUGCAACCCGGCUGCUGUACCACCAAGACAAGAGCAUCCGAACUCUCGAUAGCCCUACCCCAGUCUAUAGCCCAAGUUUCUCUUCUUACGGUCACAACUGCAGGAGGCGGUGAGAAAGCCAGGGAAAUGGAUAGCCACAUUUCUCAAAAGCGGGUUAUUAAGGAUAUAUACAGUUAACUCUUUUUGCUGCUUCUGUUUUUGUUCUUUUGUUUUGUUUUGUUUUGUUUUCCAUGCCAAUCAGCCAGUUCCUAGUAGAGACAGCAGAUGGGUAAGGACGAGGUCACCUCUUAACUUGAGCACUGGAACUUUACUUCCCACGUGGCAGGAAGGAGGGCGAGGGUGAGGACACCAGGCAUCUCCAGGGGCUAUACUUCCCUGCCCGUUGCUUUCUUCUAUUCUGCCGUUUGGUUGUUCAUAGUUUUGUUGAGGCUCUAGCGUAAAGAAGAAACUUUUUUUUUUUUUAAAGACUGUUUGGGAUUUUUUUUUUAUUAUAUACUGAUUCUACAAAAUAGAAACUACUUCAUUUUAAUUGUAUAUUAUUCAAGCACCUUUGUUGAAGCUCAAAAAAAUGAUAAUGAUGCCUCUUUAAACUUUAGCAAUUAUAGGAAUAUUUAUGUAACUAUCUUAUGCUUCAAAAACAAGAGUAUUUGUGUGCAUGUGUAUAUAAUAUAUAUACAUAUAUAUUUAUACACAUA